AUGUAUCGACACGGUCUGGAAUCAGAAGAACAACGGCAUGAGGAUCUUCUAUUACUUCCCACGCAAUCGGACACGCAGACGACGGAGGAAAGAACAACGGCGAACCCAACCACUCAGGGUGCCACUGAUGAGGGCGGCAGCGGUGCUGCAGAUGGGGAAGGUGCAGCGACUUACCUCACACCGCGUGCAGUGAGUGUGGACUCUGAUUUAACCUUGGAAGACCUCUUUGGUCCGUUCUUUUAUGUGGACAAGUCACUAGUAGUAGUGGAUCCCGCCCUACUUGGAUCUCGAAGUUUACUGCGGCGAUUCUUCGGGGACACUAUAUGCGAGACAGAUGUGGACAUUACGAGCGACAAUGAAGAAGCGCUAAGAAAAGAGGUGGAAUUGGCCAGGAAGGAGGCUUGUGUAAACUAUGUCUAUGAAUUAUUUGGUGAGGAAGGUGCAGCAAUUAUCGGUACUCAGGAGCCUAAGCCAUUCGAUUGCUUAGUUUCUUCUGUACCAGAUAAACAGAAUGUUGGUCUUUAUGAGGAAAUGUGGCUUACGGAUAUGCCAAAAAUUGCCCCUAACCGUCAGACACUUCACAUGGAACCGCGGCCGUACGUUUCUUCAAACCCUUCGGCUCCAUUGAGAAGCACGGAGCGGAGCCUUUAUACAACACAGAACGUCAUCCGGUGGUCGAUUGGCUGCCGCGACAAGUUAUUUGUUAGCAAUGCACGCAUUGUGCGAUGGAGUGACGGUAGCACCACAUUGCGGGUUGGCAGUGACUCUUUCCCGUUACAGCUGUCAAGAGAUAACGCAAUCACAAUGCUGGCUUCUCCAUCCGCGAUUAGUAAGGGAGACCUCACUUUACCCGCGAUGGUUUCUGUAAUCAACCCCAGUAAACACUUCGUUGCAGAAUGCAACAGUGCAGCUUCAAUUGAAAAAGCUGUUAACGAAGAGAAUCAACGGAUCAGGUCUGUGUCGGCCCAGCACAACCUUGCAUACAGUGUUCCAACACUUCCAAGUGUUGACUGGAACAAUUUAGCUGCAUCUGGAACACCUGAAGGGGAGUUCCUCGCGAGGUCGUACAAUCUUCGUAAAAAGAUGAUGGAACAAAGGAAGAACAGAGGAGAACCCAUGACGCUUACUGAGCAGCUGCAAAUGGAAAGUGAACUAUUUGAGAAAUUGCAGAGUCUCAGUGCCAAGGAACUUCUGGAGCAACAGCAGGAACAGGAGCGACAAGCAGCCCUCCGCUCUCUGACGCGGCAGAAUCAGACAGCUCAUCGCCGUCGUUUCGAGAGGACUGUAGAGCUUGAAGGUGGUGAAUAUCGUGAGGGACAUAAUAGUAUGGGUGGGGGUAAUACUGGCUUGAACGGUGGAGACUUUGAUAAUAAUGAUGAGGAUGAAGAAAUCGAAGAUGAUUACGAAACAAUGCUGGAAAACGUGCGGCGCAAGCGGCAGCGAGAAGACGAUGAGGCCGAUGCGAAACAUGCUCGCAAUAUUCGCUUGUAUGAACAAGCAAGGGCGGGGCAGUACGGCAGCCUCAUAGAUUCCAUGCAGGAUCUUCUUUCUCAACUCCCGGACGGUUCCAUUGUUCGGGAAAGCGUGGACGAAACGGUUGAGUUCCUUCGUGCUGGGUCUUUUUCCCCUGCGGUCGUCAUUAAGGAGGUUCCACUGAUGCUGGAGGGAGUGGCGAGUGAGUGCCCGGAUGUUGACAUCGGUAAGGUGAGGGAGGAAUUGCGCAAGCUACAUGAGCGAAAGUGA
Messenger RNA from Trypanosoma brucei brucei TREU927, 1743 nucleotides. RefSeq lists its product as hypothetical. Lineage: Eukaryota; Euglenozoa; Kinetoplastea; Trypanosomatida; Trypanosomatidae. Gene Ontology annotation, cellular component: Cdc73/Paf1 complex; nucleus. Gene Ontology annotation, molecular function: RNA polymerase II C-terminal domain phosphoserine binding. Gene Ontology annotation, biological process: positive regulation of transcription elongation by RNA polymerase II; transcription elongation by RNA polymerase II. The record is from RefSeq and is a predicted model, not a curated record. The transcript has a single exon. The coding region runs from base 1 to 1743 and encodes 580 amino acids.